UUGAUUCAUGAUAGCACCAGGACAUUAUUUUUCUUCGCAAGGGUGUUUUCUGGGGAUUCGGAAUUAAAGCAAGCCGUUGGGUCGAAGCUGUGUAACUGGACGUCUGUAAAACAAACAUUUACGUACGGAGUAUGUAAAAUAGCCAGUGGUCAAUACCUCUUCAGCUGAGAUUCAACGAUGUAGAGGAUGCAGGUUCAUAACUCGCUGCAACGCCAAGGAGGUGAGUCUGCCUCGUACCGCCCUGGAAGGCGAUGCAGAGGAAUGCCAUCCCAGAGCUUCCCACCAGCCCACCUCGUCUGCAUUGCAGUCAACGGCUGAGGGACAGUAAAUCCUGGCCAGGGGGGGACACACCAUCUCAAAAUCCGCUAACGUGAACGGACAGACCUUAAAUAUGUCUAUUGCUGGCACUUCUCUUCACAUCCUCAUAGUAGAUCAUGUAAAAUUUCUAAGAUCUCGAUGCCUGGGCAGUUUUGUAGGAGCCUCCGUAUAAUUUGCCGCGUUAAACAAGAUGCACAGAACUGGAAAUUGCGGCAACUGGAUGGGGUGCCCUUUCAACAUCUUCCAUGAAUUUAUUUUUUUUAACUUUGAAGUUUUUUAAGUGUUCGUAACAUCAGGAUGGAGCCUGAUCCAGCUUUUGAGGGCAUCACGGCACUAUACUGCACAGGAGAGAAUUUUCCAAAAUGUUCAGGAUGAUGCUGCAGACUUUAACCGGUGUGUUUUUUGAAUACCAGUGGAUGUGUGUAGAACUGCCAGUGGUCACUGGCUUUGAUCACCUUCUUACAAGCCCAGUUGUGCUCAGCGCAGGUCUCUCGACUUUUGUCAAACGUGGCUGUACCGGAGUGGUUGAGAGAGGGAUGCCAGGCAAAGAGAGACUGGGAAAUACUGACCGCUCUUCAGCGCGGCGCCUUUCCGCAUCUGGAGGCAAACGCUUUCUCCAAAGAUGAACGUGGUUGGAAUAACUGAGAAUGUGAAAGGAGAUCAUCAGAAAUUUGAAAUCUGGUAUAGUGGGCGAGAAGAGGUCUAUGUCGUGCAGGCCCAAACAGUAGAUCUGAAGAUGGCAUGGCUAAAUGAAAUAAGGAAAAUCUUGUUCAAGCAGCAGGAGCUUAUAAAAGUGGAGAAGCAGCAGCCCGGCUCGUGCACGGACCAGCUCCCGCUCUCCUCCCAGCUGAGCGAUGGAAAGCAGCAGAGAGCCUCCAUAAGCUCAGAAGAGAACGACUCGGAGCGCACCAGCCCGGUGAUGCUGGACAGUGGGCUCCCGUCCCCCCAGAACAAGCCCCCCAGAAGCUGGCCGGGAAUGUCACAGUCCCUGGAGAUCUGGGAGGGGCUGGAGGAGUGUUCGGGUAACCAGUACCUCUCCAACUGCUCGGACACGGAAGAGGAGGACGGGAACCAGCUGUCUCCAGGAAAAUAUAAAGCCCUUGCGGACUGCAAGAGGAGAGGAUCAGAAGACCUGCUGGUGAAAAACGGGGAUGAAAUUCAGCUUUUGCAUGAAGAUGGUGAGGGACAGUGGUUGGUGAAAAACCUAAACAGAAGAAAAGAAGGCUGGAUUCCCGUCCACAGUCUGCAGAUAGUAGUGGGCAACUGCAGGUUUCGGAAUGCCAAAGUCGCAGACUUAUACUGUGGCCCUAACGAGAACCUCCCGAUACAGGAUGGCUGAUACCUGCACCCUUCCGAGCUGUUCCUCUCCCCUCCUGGUAAUUAUUCCAGCGAUGAGCCAGUAUGAAUCAUAAUGAAGUUACCGGGAACUUUUUGCUGCCCAGUUGAAGUUAUCAGAUGUGUAUUUGCUCGGUGCCCCGCUCCCCUACCAUUGCCAGCCUGGCAAAUCCACCAUCCUCUGCCUGGUUCCUAAGGGAGAACCCAUGUUCAAAGCCAGACACCCAACACUCAAACGAACCCACAGAUGAUUGUUUUUCCCUUUCCUCACGUGGCUGCAUGGGUAGUUUUGCUUAUAGUUGAAUGGUUACUACUGGCAAUGCCAUGUAAAUGUUGAUAAAGCAAGUAUUUUGGUCCAAAAGUAUUUUGGUCUUUUGCAAAUGUGGUGAGGGAGGAAAACCUUAUUAAACAUUUUAUAAAUGUUGGCCUGGGUAUAAGGCAGGAGGCUGUCUGGAAGGAAGAAGGCUGGCUUGGGGGGCAGUUUGAAAACCAGUUUUCCCUCUGGUGUGCUUCUAGCUGUGAUUUCUGAGAUUAGCCCUUGCUGCUUUCUUCCGAAUAGAUUUAUUCUGUCUCCCGUGCAAAUACAUGGGGGAUUUUCUUAGGUGGGUGCUGUAGAAAUAGUUUUGCAUCGCAGGUGGAUAACGCGCGGAAGUCAAAAUUGGAAAAGGUUUGGAGUGAACUCCACUCAGAAAAAGCAGUAUCCCAAAUAUAGCUCCUGCUGAGACCCACCUGUGUGUGGGUAGUUUCAGCUGCCGUGAAAGCGGUUGGGCGUUGCCUGGUCAAUUAUAGGCAUUAACGAGGACCGGUGCCUUGGGGAAGGUGAGGGCAGCAGCGUCCCAAUCUUUUCUCUCAGCAGCACUGUGAACAGAUGCAAGCGAAAGGAAGCAGGUUGUUCACUCACAGAUUUUCAUGAAAUGGGGCUAAAGCUUUUUUUUUUUUUUCCCCCACCUGACCUUUAAAUCUGGGGAGAGAGAAGGGCACAUUUCCCAUUUCCACUCGCUGCGUGGAGGUUGCAUGAGUGAUUUCUUUUAGAGGGAGCAUGAAAUAGAUGGGCCUGCAUAAAAAACAGGAUUCAAACAACCCAAUGGAAGCAGUGGUCAAUGCCUUUACAUGUUACAUAUAUAAAAGAAAUACUGCUACAACUUUCAAGUUCUUUUAAACAGCAAAAAAAGAGCUGCAGGCAGAGGGUGACUUGAGCCCAAAGGCGAGGAGCGCGCGGAGCAGGGCGGAAGGAUGCUCUGUGCCGGGGCAGGAGCACGCACCUGCGUGGUUUAAGGAGGACCCUGGUCCUGUUCCACACGCCAGACCCUCCCAGUUCAUUUUAACACCCCACUUGCCAAAUGAUCUCCUGCAAGCCUUACGGGCGUCCCCUGUGUGUGCUUUUCGUGCAAUAUAUAAAGCCGAGCAAAGGUUUCUCCUGCUGGUUGUGCCCAAAGGAGCGAGCUCAGGUGUCCCCUGCUCCUGCUGGCCAGAGCAGUGGGGAUUGUCCUCUCUUGAGGACAACCCUUGAGGCCACCCCUUCAGCCACUGGCAACCACAGCAGAGAGGUUUUAAGUCACUGAAGGUUAUUUCCAUCUACUUCAAAAUCGGACACGGUGCACUUGCUAGGUGGCAAAGUAGGAGCCUCUUAAGUUCCUGUCGGGGCUAUUUAUAGCGGUAACAAUUCUUGUGGUAACAAUACACAUUUUGAGGUACAACUGUAAAUAUCUGUCUCAAACACGCACACAUUGCAUAUUUAAUGGUUUUAAUCUUUUUUUCUGUCUUCCAUGGUUUUAAAUCUAAGCUUUUCUUAGUUUAUGAGGUUGAUAAGUUCUGCAAAUCUGAACGUACAGCCUGAGAUUUUUAACAUUUGAAGCUUUGCACACGACAUGGUAUGUUACCUUAAGUAUGCUGUUGAACUAGGCUCUUCAUGUAUAUGGAUAAAUUACAGUAGAGAAUUUUCUCUGACUGCAAGUUUAAAUUAACUAUAUUGUAUAUGUACCUGUAUAAAAAAAGUGUUAGAUCUAUAUUUAAAGGUUAAAAACUUGUUAAAUAAAUUCGUAUGGAAUAUGCAAUUCUGUCCAAAGAACACCUCUGCUAUAAUGCUAGAGGAAAAAAAAUAACAAUUCUCACAGUGUUGGUUUUAUUUCACUUCUUUGGAAAAAAUCUAACCUUCUUACACGCAUUUUGAUUUUGAAGUGAGCAGUGGCAGAUGAUCCGAUUAGCUUCUCGCUGGAUGGAGCAGCAGUAAAAUUGGGAGAGGCACCUUAAUGCUCAUACUUAUGUCUGCAAUAGCGGCUAUUGAAAACCCGGCCCUGGCUCGGGGUGUCUCCAUCACCAGCCUCUCCUGCAUCCCAGUGCAGCAGGGACCUCCGGGCUGGGGACCACGGGGGCCGUGUGGGCAUCAACAGCCCUUUGGCAGGUGGUGUCGGGGGGAGAGGUGGCUGGGGGGGCACAUCUCACUGGGUGGGAGGGAGGAGACCCCCCCUCAGUGGGGCUCUGCCUCUGGGGACGUGCCGUGGUCCUGUGCGCGGUGCCUGUGGUGCGGUAGAGCUUCUGCCCAUCACGGGGGGCAGUUCCCCGAGGCCACGCUGGUCCCCUCUGCACACCUGGAGUUUGCCACGGAAGGAGACGCACGACAAGCCAGCACGGAUCAGAGGUAAAGCUCCCCUCUCCUGGGAUUAUUCCCUUCCCUUGAAGUUGGGAACAGAAUUAAACCCACUGGAGACAGCCCCACACAACACAUCUGCCCAGCACAGCCUUUCCCCAGGUGAUCAAGUGCAAUGGAAACAUAAUAAAAAGAAAUAAAUUAGAGUCAUUGGAAUGAUCUAUUUGGCUAGUUUUUUCGAUAAGAAAUUUAACUCUGACUUUUUGAAGGGCUUGUGUCAGACAGAAAUUCAUUCUCACCCU
Messenger RNA from Chroicocephalus ridibundus (black-headed gull), 4542 nucleotides. RefSeq names its product MCF.2 cell line derived transforming sequence (gene MCF2). Gene Ontology annotation, cellular component: cytoplasm. The transcript has 9 exons. Lineage: Eukaryota; Metazoa; Chordata; Aves; Charadriiformes; Laridae. Gene Ontology annotation, molecular function: guanyl-nucleotide exchange factor activity; protein binding. Bases 941 to 1657 code for a protein of 238 amino acids. The record is from RefSeq and is a predicted model, not a curated record. Gene Ontology annotation, biological process: dendrite development.